Messenger RNA from Anopheles darlingi, 2917 nucleotides. RefSeq names its product cyclic AMP-dependent transcription factor ATF-6 alpha (gene Atf6). Bases 121 to 2370 code for a protein of 749 amino acids. Gene Ontology annotation, cellular component: nucleus. The record is from RefSeq and is a predicted model, not a curated record. Gene Ontology annotation, biological process: regulation of transcription by RNA polymerase II; endoplasmic reticulum unfolded protein response. Gene Ontology annotation, molecular function: DNA-binding transcription factor activity, RNA polymerase II-specific; RNA polymerase II cis-regulatory region sequence-specific DNA binding. NCBI's taxonomy places the organism in Eukaryota, Metazoa, Arthropoda, Insecta, Diptera, Culicidae. The transcript is spliced from 4 exons.
CGACAACAAAAGCAAAAAACAUUCGCGGAAACAGCAAAAAUUGCGUUAAUUUUUCAGGUUUCUCUGGUUUCUGGCCCCUUGAGUUUCGUGUUUUCUGAUGUGAAUUAAUCGAGGCACAUAAUGGAGUCGUCCUUGGAACUUCCUAACGAUUUCGACCUUUCGCUGGAACAUGAGUAUCUCUGCUCGGGAAUGUACGAAACCGGGAUGGACCUGCCGGCCAACUACGGCAUGUAUGAUUUGCUGUUGCAGCCAGAUCCUCCCUCUUGUAACGUUGUGAAUGAGCAGACCAUGCAGGCUCUCGUAUCCGGCCAGUACGGAGGAGAGUUCAUUAACCCCGACGAUUUCCUGAAUGACAUCCAUCAAUCGCAGACUGAGUCUUCGGACGGCUCAUCACCGUCGAAUCGGGACACACCGUCGCCGGCAGGGAGUCAGCAAAGUCUGGAGUCGGUUCCAUCAUCCGGCGGGUUCGAAUCGUGUCACGUGGUACCGAUGCAUUUCGAAAGUCCUCCCAUUUCCCCGCAAGGCCCCGUGAGUCCAUCGCAAGUGUGCCAGCUGCAAUCAAAACCAGGCGACGCCAAAGCAAGUGACACUGGGACUACGGCGAGCGGACGGCGCAUUAAAAUUCUUCCGAAAACUACAACCAGCUCAAAUAUUAGUAAAACGAUUACCAAGAAAACGAUCGUGCUGUCUGCGAAGGAUUACAAAGCUCUGAUAGCAAACACGCUCAAGCAACCGGCGAAUAACACUAUCAUGUUGAAAGCCACAACUGCCGUUACGAAUGCCCCCAUCGUUCCGGCCAAGAUCGUCAAACCAGCCGUUCCAAGUAAGCCAGCUGAAAUACCAGCAGCGCUGCCACCGUUAACGCUCGUGCAGAAUAAAAGUGCUCCUCUCGUGGCAAGCACGGAAGCUGUCUCUUCGGUUCCAUUGGCGAUACCAAUGAUGCGGGCAUCAGGAACGAGCGCUACCGACCAAACCAUCGACGAGAAAACGCUCAAAAAACACCAGCGAAUGAUAAAAAAUCGUCAGUCGGCUUAUGAGUCGCGUAUGAAGAAGAAGGAGUACGUUUCCUCGCUGGAGGACCGUAUACAGGAGCUUUCUAAUGAGCUGGCAGCGUUGCGUCAGGAAAACGCAUGUUUGCUUCAACGGUUAGCGAGACAAUGCUCUUGUGCCGCUAGCAGUUUACUAAUCAGUCAAGCAUCGGCAAAGAAGAUGUCGCCUACGGCCCGCAAAAAUACAGCACUCGUGUUGGCAAUGGUCUUUAUGGUGUCGCUUAACUUUUAUCCCAUCGGUAACCUUUUGACUAAUACAAAUGAUAGUGUGGAUCUGGAGUCCACACAAACCGGUGGUCCAGUCCCGUAUCACACUCGAGGGCUCUUAUGGUCAAACAGCACUGCGAAAAAGUUGACCAACAGGAAACCAAAUCUUAACUUAACCGCUCUCGAUGAGCUGGUAAAGGCGGAAUCUAUUGAACCGCCUUUUACGUCGGAAUGUCCCUUCUACGUAAAUCAAACGGAGAAUAUACGGCUGGCGAGUGAACUGCGUCGAUGGAUUGGUGAGAAUGGAUACAAAAAUCUCACCGACAGCAAAGGUGGAUCCGGUGGUGAUAUGAGUAUUGAUACGUUUGCGAAAAUGUUCCACCUGAAGGAUACGAUCGAUUCGAUGUACCGACAGAUGAAAGACAUCAGUGCGCAGAUGAAGACUUACGAGAAACGACAGCAGCGGCUUACGCUUCGGGGUGAUAAAAGACAAUCCAAAAGACGCACCACUGAUACUGGCGAAAAUGGAGUGACGACGUACCGUGGAAAACAUUUGCACAAGCCCAACGAUCUCGAUCUAUACUAUCCGCGCAUCAACGUAAAGUAUGCCGAGUUUUUUGAAGAGAUUGGCCGUCGAGAUGACACGUUCUAUCUGGUGUCGUUCAGUGAAGAGCACAUUCUGCUACCUGCGCUAGCGUACAAUAAGACAAACCGACCGCGUAUGUCGCUAAUGUUACCUACCAUCGCUGGCGGGGGACCGUUGGCGAAUGGGACGGACACGAUUACAUUGAUGCAGAUCGAUUGCGAAGUCAUGAAUACGUCAGUCAUACAGAUCCGGGAGAAGGCUAUCCCCGGUGACCUUCGGCCGCAUGCUAAUACUCCUAAAACGCGCCAUGAGCGAUCCACUGGGACAGGUGGAUUUGGUCGUAAUGCCACAAAUACCAGUCAAGCAGGACAGUCAAAUUCUCAUCCGGCAACGAGAGAAAAGCUGCAGACGAACAAUGGCACCGGUAAUGGGAAACCAAAGACCCAACAGCAGCAUGGGCAACCGGUUCGACCGUUCUUUGUCGAACGUAUGAAUGAACAUCUGAACAGUGAACAUCAUGUUAAUUGAAGCAAGUACUUUCUCUUAGUUUCCUUGAUUCCGCUGCCAAUGAUCUCAUUUAAUGGAGCAAAGCCAUCGAUCAUCGGACAUGAAGGUGCCAAUGAAAAUGCAAAACUAGGAAGAGCAUUAAAGCGCAGGAACGUUUUCUGUUGUUCUUAAAAGUAGUUUUUCGUGUCUUUCGCAAUCGAAUAAUUUCCUAUGCAUUCCGUGUACUGUAAAAAUAGUUAAUUGCCGACAAGCAUUUCUUCACUCUUGAAGUAGACGUAUAAGGAAGCUAACCGAGACAUGAUUGUAUUUUGUGCAAUAACAUAUAUUAGUUGUACAAAUAUGCUAGUUGGGUUUAAAUAAUUAAACAUAGACAAGUCAUAGAGGGGAUAAAAUAAUAAAUUACUGUGGAUGUUUAGCAGAAACGAUUCAAGGCAACUAACGAAUGGACUCGUGCGACUCAAAGACUUUCGUGAAAAGUGUCGCGCUGGUUUUGGCCAAACUAAGCUUACUUACUCUUGCAAUAAGCCGUUUGCUAACAGAGGCAUUUAUAAAUAAAAUACGUGAAAUC